AUGGAUUCCGACGACGACUUCAACAGCCCGCAGUCGAGCGAGGACGACUUCAUGGUCGACGAUGACAGCGACGUGAGCCUACAGGACGACUCCGACCUCGACGUAGAGGACGCCGACGUCGCGUUCGACUCGCAGGACAAGGACAUCAAGCCGAGCAAAAAGUCGUACGAGGUCGACUUCAAGGUCUACAGCCCCGCCGACAUCCAAGCAUACCAGAACCGCGUCAUCGACGAGGUCUCGCAGAUCCUCGGCCAGCCCGCAGAAUCGACCGCCAUCCUCCUACGAUACGCGCGGUGGAACAAGGAGCGGCUCAUCGAACAGUACAUGGACAAGCAGGAGGAGCUGCUCGAGGACGCCGGGCUCGGCGACGAUGUCGAGGGGGUCGUGAAGAUCUCGAAAGCAGGCGCGGACUUCAUGUGCGACAUCUGCGCCGACGACGACGCGGAGCUGGACACGUUUGCCAUGAAGUGCGGCCACAAGUUUUGCGUCCCGUGCUGGAAGCAAUAUCUCUACACCAAAAUAAAGGACGAGGGCGAAGCGGCGCGCAUCAAGUGCCCGGGCACCGACUGCAACCGGAUAGUGGACUCCAAGUCUCUGGAGUUGCUGGUCGCCGCGGAUCUCAAGGAUAGGUACCACGUCUUGCUGACGAGGACGUACGUCGACGACAAGGAGAACCUGAAGUGGUGUCCGGCGCCGAACUGCGAGUUCGCCGUGGAUUGCCCGGUGAAGCAGAGGGACCUCUUACGGAUCGUGCCCACGGUCAUCUGCGAUUGCAAGCACCACUUCUGCUUCGGUUGUUCGCUGAACGACCACCAGCCGGCGCCGUGCGCUUUGGUGAAGAAGUGGCUCAAGAAGUGCGAGGACGACUCGGAGACGGCCAAUUGGAUCUCGGCCAACACCAAGGAAUGCCCAAAGUGCCACUCGACGAUUGAGAAGAACGGAGGCUGUAAUCACAUGACUUGCCGAAAGUGUCGCCACGAGUUCUGCUGGAUGUGCAUGGGCGUCUGGUCCGAGCACGGCACCAGCUGGUACAACUGCAACCGCUACGAGGAGAAGAGCGGCCACGAGGCGCGCGACGCGCAGGCCAAGUCGCGGCAGUCCCUCGAACGCUACCUGCACUACUACAACCGCUAUGCGAACCACGAGCAAUCCGCCAAGCUCGACAAGGACAUCUACCUCAAGACGGAGAGAAAGAUGACGCAGCUCCAAACGUCGUCGGGAAUGUCGUGGAUUGAGGUGCAGUUCCUCGAGCAGGCGUCACAGGCUCUCCAGCAAUGCCGCCAGACGUUGAAGUGGACGUACGCGUUCGCAUACUACCUUGCCCGCAACAACUUGACCGAAAUCUUCGAGGACAACCAGAAGGACCUCGAGAUGGCCGUCGAGAACCUCAGCGAGAUGUUCGAGAAGCCUGUCGAUCAGCUCGCCGACCUCAAGGUCGAGAUGAUGGACAAGACGUCGUACUGCAACCGCCGGCGGGUGAUUCUACUCAGUGAUACGGCAGACAAUCUGAAGUCAGGCAACUGGGAAUUCAACGUGGAUCUCUCAGGCUGA
Lasiodiplodia theobromae is the source of this 1551-nucleotide messenger RNA. Its product is annotated as Ring finger protein. Gene Ontology annotation, cellular component: cytoplasm; ubiquitin ligase complex. The record is from RefSeq and is a predicted model, not a curated record. Lineage: Eukaryota; Fungi; Ascomycota; Dothideomycetes; Botryosphaeriales; Botryosphaeriaceae. Gene Ontology annotation, biological process: positive regulation of proteasomal ubiquitin-dependent protein catabolic process; protein polyubiquitination; ubiquitin-dependent protein catabolic process. Bases 1 to 1551 code for a protein of 516 amino acids. Gene Ontology annotation, molecular function: ubiquitin conjugating enzyme binding; zinc ion binding; ubiquitin protein ligase activity. The transcript is spliced from 4 exons.